AUGACAACGAACGACGUGGUAGUAGUGACCGGAUUCGGACCUUUCGGCUCAUUCACCGAGAAUCCAAGUUCACUAAUUGUUGAUGAAUUGUCUCAAAAGAAGAUUCCAGGUUUCAAUGGAAAACUUGUGACAGAGAAAAUGAGUGUAACCUAUGCAGAUGUCGAUGAAAAGGUCCGCCGAUUAUGGUCUGAGUACUCUCCUAAAUUGGUUGUACAUAUUGGAGUACAUGGAGAAUAUCAUCACAUAAAACUGGAGCAACAAUCAUUCGGUCGCGGAUACUGUAGAUAUGACGUCGACGGAUGUGUACCUGUCAACAAUAUCUGCACAACAUGUACGGAACCUAUUUUACGUACUUCCAUUAACUGCGAACAAAUCGCUUCAAAGGUCUCACAAGAUCUCAAUUUGAAACAUUUGAAAAUCACCGCCUCCGAUGAUCCCGGAAGGUACCUGUGUGCGUACUCGUUUUACGUAUCACUUUCAAUUGAUGCCAGUCGAUCGAUAUUCAUCCAUGUGCCUCCGUUCGAUUCCAACUGCACCCUUGAGAUGGUCACUGCAGCCGUCCAGAGAACGAUCUGUACUAUACUGAAUACACUCGAUGCAUGA
Molecule: messenger RNA, 603 nt
Organism: Haemonchus placei
Lineage: Eukaryota; Metazoa; Nematoda; Chromadorea; Rhabditida; Trichostrongylidae
Source: the annotation of a GenBank genome assembly